Sinocyclocheilus grahami is the source of this 1432-nucleotide messenger RNA. Its product is annotated as E3 ubiquitin-protein ligase rnf213-beta-like. The record is from RefSeq and is a predicted model, not a curated record. Gene Ontology annotation, molecular function: ATP hydrolysis activity; ubiquitin-protein transferase activity. The transcript has 6 exons. NCBI's taxonomy places the organism in Eukaryota, Metazoa, Chordata, Actinopteri, Cypriniformes, Cyprinidae. Gene Ontology annotation, biological process: ubiquitin-dependent protein catabolic process; sprouting angiogenesis; negative regulation of non-canonical Wnt signaling pathway. The coding region runs from base 146 to 1432 and encodes 428 amino acids. Gene Ontology annotation, cellular component: membrane; cytosol; nucleolus.
CGGAGGGGAACUGCAACACAUAGCUCGGUUUGCUGACAGGAGUGAAGACUAUUCAGGGAGAGCGACUCCCCAAAACAUGCAUCUGUCAUCUUUAUACAAUGCCAAGGAUCAAUUCAAGAAGCCACAAGCUGUGAGAAGUUAAACAAUGACAAGGAAGAGAAAGAGUGGAGAGAAAGGAAAGGCAGGUGCACAGAAGAAGGGGGCCAAAAAAAGAGAUGGUAGCACAUCUUCAUCCAGAACACGUUCACAGAACCAAACAAAAGGCAAGCAUACUAGUCACCCAAGCCCGGCCAGAUCCAGAUCCAGAUCCAGAGGCCGUGGACAGCACAGCACGGGUGCAGCAGAGCCUGAACCACUGAGUAAAGAUGUUCAGACUCAAACAAGCUCAAGUAGGCUUGAAAACAAGGAGACUCAGACGGAGACUGUCAGUCAAGCAACACAGCAGACACAAACAGAGCUCAAUGGCAACACAGAGACCACAGAAGUGUCACAGCCAACAGAACUCAAUCCUGAAGAUGUUAAGAUGCAGAUGGAAACUGGCCUACCAAGGAUCAAAGGAAACGAAAUUGAUGGAGAAAAGGAUGAAAGUGUUGAGAGAAAGAAAAGAAAAGUGAGUGAAUCAAGAGAACCUACAGAGGAGACUAAAGAAAAGACCAAACUCUCAGAUGGUUUAAAAAAACAAGAUAGAGACAAUCAGAAAGACAAAGAUGCAAAUAAAAAACGUUCAGAAGGAGAUUCACAAAAAGACACUAAACUCAAGUCAGGAACAGAAGAACCCAAAUCUUAUGCAGCAGCAACUGCUGCUACAGGAAAGACUGAACUGUCUAAGGAGCAGAGGAAUCAGACAGCAGCAGAUCAAGACAAUAGUAAAAGAAGAAAAUCUUCCCCAGUGAGGGCUCCAAGCAAACAACCGAUGUUCACUUUCUACAUUUAUGCUGUUCUGGACAAAAAAUUCAGAUUUAACACACAGCAUGACUCUCUUUUGCUCCUUCAUGGGAAUGAAGUCUUUCAACUACAGAUUACAUAUUUUUUGGGUCUAAAACAGGAAGGCUAUUUGAUUGAAGCAACAUUUUCACUUUGGCAAGGCAUUGGCAGGGGUGUUCCAAUAGAAUACACAUAUGCAGUGCAGAAACAAAAUGGCCCCAUUAUGGAAACAGCAUUAAGAUAUGUUUACACCCCCACUGACAAUACAGUAAAAGAACUGCACCUUUAUGAAGGUUACAUAAGUUCAAGUUCAAGAUCUGUUAAAGAAAGGGCGAUGAACUGGAUCUUUCAGAAUGCACAAGAAGAAAUUAGCAAAUGCUGGGAGACCUCUGCUCAUGCACUGCUGGACAGAGUGUUUAAGAAAUGGGGGUCAUUUAAUGAUGAAGACAACAAGACACUUAUCGAACACCUAAACAGUUACAAACAAUGUUUUCAGUCUCAGAACUGA